Molecule: messenger RNA, 1623 nt
Organism: Venustampulla echinocandica
Lineage: Eukaryota; Fungi; Ascomycota; Leotiomycetes; Helotiales; Pleuroascaceae
Product: putative realted to GPI transamidase component S (Phosphatidyl inositol glycan class S)
Exons: 2
Coding region: 1-1623 (540 amino acids)
Biological process (GO): attachment of GPI anchor to protein
Cellular component (GO): GPI-anchor transamidase complex
Source: RefSeq, a predicted model, not a curated record
AUGUCAGCAUCUUCGCAGGCUCCUCCUGCAGCCAUUCCAGAGUCUGGAGUCCAACAGGAUGACGAUCGCAAGUCGAAAAAUGGAAUAACAGCUCCCGACAAUGCUGUGUCCGCCAUGGCCAAAAAGGAGCCGCCUCCUGAGAAGCCGGCGGAGAUCCGAUUACGCCGCCUCGUUAUAUUGUCCUUCUGGCUGAUCAUAUUAUUCCUGGGCCUGCCAAUAUGGUGGAGGACUACAACGAUUUACAGGGCUCGAUUGCCGCUGGAUCAAAUGAUGGACUGGGCCGAGGGCAGAGCAUGCCGGCCGGUCUUUCCCCUCCGGAUAUCGAUAGAGGCGGAUUUCCUACAAGACCAUGAAGCACAGCACCUGUUACGAACGACUCAACACGCCUUAGAUGACUUGAACGAUUUCUCGGCACAUCAUCUUCGACUACAGCUCUCCCCGUCUGCCAGUGCGUCAACAACAGCCCCGGAACUCUCUACCGGAGGUGAGGAAGAGGAGGUGGCCCUCGUGAUACGGCUUCUGCCAGGGAACACAACAAUAGCAGACCUCCAGUCAUAUUGUCCCAUAUUAGACAUCUAUUAUACACCCAACCAAAUACCCUCCAGCUCGUCUUCCUCGUCGUCGCUAGCUACAUAUAUUGCCAAUACACUACGAGAACUCUUUGCCGAAGAGCAGGCAAUGAUUGCAUACCUACUAUCCACUAGCUCCGCGCCUCCAGAACGAAGUCCCAAAGCAUUGGCACCAGAGGUCGCAGAAUCUCUCGCGAAAUGGACCACCCGCUCGAUGAAAUAUUCCCGCACAUACCACCUCACCUUUUCCCUUUUUACGCCCAAUGCCACACCUUCGUCGUGGGAUAUUGAGGCAGCACUAGAGGCGUAUAUGAAACCCUUACUAGAAAGCUUCUCCUCAAUCAGCAACUUCACAAUCGAUACGCAGGUCCAACUCUACGCAACUCCGGGAGUUAGUGGCAACAUUUUGAAAAAGGAGGAUUUGAGUGGCUUCAUUAACGCUGCAGAAUGGCCGCUCAGCCCCAGCAUCGGCGGAGCUCCAACGGUGAACUUCAUUGUUUACGUCGGCGACAUGGAAGUCGAAGGCGGAGGCAAAAGCUGGCUCAUCCCGCAAUGGGGAGGCGUCGUUGUCCAGUCCGAUAUCUCUGAUCUCCGCCCAGCAAUGCUCAUUUUCUCGAAUCAACUCAUGUCGCUCCUCGGAGCCCCAGAAUCGGGUUCCCUCCCUCUCCGCCUAAUGACCCUGGUCCGUGUCCGCAGUGCCGGCCUCCUACUAAAAGCCAGCGGGACAAUGGGAAGUCUAGCUCGGUUGACCCUCGCCCUACCUUCCAUCAGUAUCCCAAGAUCCGUUGCUGACGGUGUGUAUACGACCGUCGAACAUUUGCGCAAGGCAUGUGAUGGUUUAGGUGGGAAAGAAGGGUUGGAGAAUGCCCGGAUAGCUGAGGAGGCUGCUGAGAAGGCAUUCUUUGAGAAGAGUAUGGUGGGCCAGGUUUAUUUUCCUGAUGAGCACAAGGUUGCUGUUUAUAUGCCGUUGCUAGGACCUGUGGGUGUUCCCUUGGUUAUGGGGGUAGUGAAAGAAAUUAAAGCGUGGAGGAAGAGGAAGAGGAUGAGUAAAUAG